This is a messenger RNA of Coregonus clupeaformis (lake whitefish), 1977 nucleotides long. RefSeq names its product rho-related GTP-binding protein RhoA-C. Lineage: Eukaryota; Metazoa; Chordata; Actinopteri; Salmoniformes; Salmonidae. Gene Ontology annotation, cellular component: dendritic spine; cleavage furrow. The record is from RefSeq and is a predicted model, not a curated record. Gene Ontology annotation, molecular function: GTPase activity; GTP binding. Gene Ontology annotation, biological process: cell migration; small GTPase-mediated signal transduction; stress fiber assembly. Bases 104 to 685 code for a protein of 193 amino acids. The transcript has 5 exons.
AUGGGCUUAGGCGGAUGUUAUCGGCGUGGCACACUGUUGGGGGCGGGGUUGAAGGGUCGGACAGGAAAAGAGAAGGAAGGCGAGGACAUCUGUAACGAAAACGAUGGCUGCGAUCCGUAAGAAACUGGUGAUCGUUGGUGAUGGCGCUUGUGGGAAGACCUGUCUGUUGAUAGUCUUCAGUAAAGACCAGUUCCCUGAGGUCUACGUACCUACAGUGUUUGAGAACUAUGUGGCAGAUAUUGAGGUGGACAGUAAGCAGGUGGAACUGGCCCUCUGGGACACAGCCGGACAGGAGGACUACGACAGACUAAGGCCUCUCUCCUACCCCGACACUGAUGUCAUCCUCAUGUGCUUUUCCAUAGAUAGCCCUGACAGCUUGGAGAAUAUCCCAGAGAAGUGGACCCCUGAAGUAAAGCACUUCUGUCCAAAUGUGCCCAUCAUUCUUGUGGGUAAUAAGAAGGACUUGCGGAAUGACGAGCACACACGUCGGGAGUUAGCAAAAAUGAAGCAGGAACCAGUGAAGCCAGAGGAGGGCCGGGACAUGGCUAACCGCAUCAACGCGUUUGGUUACUUGGAGUGCUCGGCCAAGACGAAAGAUGGUGUGAGGGAGGUGUUUGAGAUGGCCACCAGGGCGGCGCUGCAGGCCAAGAAACGCGGCAAGAAGAAUGCCUGCCUCCUGCUAUAGAGAGCUGGGGAAGGAGGGGAGGGGAAAACCAAUCAGGCCAAGGAAAACGCUGCACCCCUCUGUCUCCCUCUGGAAGGGUGGGGGAGGUUCGAGGUGGGCAAGGGAGAAAAAGAUAAUUAAACAAGGAGGAAUGGAGAAGAAGGUCAAAUGUAACGAAAAGGGGAGUUUACAUUUUUAAGGCCAAGGUGAUCGCCAAUCGGCUUUCAGUAUAAGAUUUUUUAUUCGGUCUUGGAUGACUAGAAGGGUAAAGCAAAAAACACAAUAUCUCUCUGGUAAACUUAUGUCUGAGCGUGGUGGUGAUCUCUGAGGGAAGGGAUAAGAUUGGUGUUCUUGAUCGGGUCAUAAACCCCAGCGCUAUUGCCCUGGUUCAUAGAGCGGAGCAUCAUCAGAGAAAAAGGGUGAUUCAUUACAUCAGAAUGGAUGUAUGUUCUCCUGACUCUCUUUGACCUCAUUGGCUUGCAGUGUGUCUGUCUGCGCUUGUCUUUCAUUUCUGUCCAGCCAUACCAUAGGUGUUUAUUUUCUUUGUUCUCCCUAUGGAUAGACUAACCCUAUCCUUGCAUGGACCAGCACCUCCUUCUAUGAUAUCAUUUAGUUCUAUCAAUAAUAUAGUUCACUUGAUACAAGCAAUUUUGAUUUAUUUAAAUAGCUAAAUAUUUUUAUUUGACUUUGACUAUAUAAUUCAUAUUAAAAUGCAUACAAUAAUAAUGAUAAACUGAUUUUUGUUAGUUUUAUAAGCCUGUUCAUGAAUUGUAAUGAACAAUUAUUUUAGAAUUUGGUUUUGUCAUAAGUUGGGCUCAAGUCAGAUAAAUAUAUACAUUUGAUGUGGACUGUCAGACACUGGUUUGAAAGGGGAGUAUGACUUUUGUAUUAAGUGAUAUUAAGUUCAGCAAAUUUGGUAUUUUCCGCUUGCAGAUUGUUUUUGCCUGCAUGACAGGCUGUUAUUGGGAGUGAGUUUUUAAUGUUGACCUAUUUCUCACUCCCUCCAGUCCACUCCUCACUCCAUGUCUUUCUAACAACUGUUGAUGAUGGCUUAUGGCUUAUCCUGUACCAGUUAUGCAUAUUUAACAAAUCUAGUAACUUUAGAAUGAAAGGUUAAAAAUAAAAGGUAAAAUGCUUGAAAAGUAAUUAAUGAAUAAGAAUGACAAGAUGUCAAACUAUUAAAUGCAAGUAACUUCUUUAAAAAAUAUCUUGGUCAUUUGUGAGGGGGGAGGGGUAUUGUAUACAAAUGCAUCCUCACAUUUCCUCAGUCCUUUUAAAUGUACUCUAAGAAAAUAAAUUGUUUUAGGGAAUAA